GGGCUGAGGUUAGGGGGAGGAGCGGACGUCACGCGGGCAGCAGGUGAGGCCUCUGCGUCAACAUGGCCGCCUGCUGCCGACUCCAGGGGCAGUGGCUCCCUGAGCCUAACCGGAGCAGCCGUGGUCCCCGCCCCUCCUGCCGCCGCUUCUGCAGUUCGCCACACCGGCUCCCACCCGGCCACUGUACCGCGUUUUCGCUGCUGCUCUUCUUCCUCUGCUGGCUGUGCGGAAGCGCGGGGGCCGCUCCGGAACCGGGGCACUGGGCCGUUACCGUCAGCAAUGGAUCAAGACUAUUAAUAUUUAGGAAAACUAUGUUUAAUUCUACUGAAAUCAAACUUAAAAUUAAGUCAUUCAAUUGUCCUGAGCCUGUGAAUUUUACCAUAGAGUGGCAUUUGAAAUAUCAUGCAUGUCACAAUGAAUAUACUAAGAUGGAAGAACUGUUAGACAAACACAUUCUUAGUGGCAACGAAGACUUCUGUAAUGAUUAUUUCCAAGGAAAACAAUGUCGCAAGCAAAAAAGUGAACAUUUGAAUUGUGACAACAGUUUACAGAUGUUUCCUAUGUUGAGUAGUAAAGAGAAAACAGUAAUAAAUAUGAAAAAGUUUCCAGAUUUGCAAGGAUCAAUGGAUGAUGUUGUAGCCACAACAUGGAGGGAUGGACCACAUCUCUUUAUUAUUUCUUUUAAAACAGAAAAAGAAGAUACAAACUGGAAUUUGAGUGUUUCUCUUUCGAUGGUGGGCCUUCAUGGAUAUAUCUCUGCAUCAGAAUGGCCUUUAAUGAUUUUUUAUAUGGUGAUGUGCAUUAUUUACAUUUUAUAUGGUAUACUCUGGCUGAUGUGGUCUGCCUGUUAUUGGAAAGAUCUAUUAAGGAUUCAAUUCUGGAUUGCUGCUGUUAUUUUUCUGGGAAUGCUGGAAAAAGCAGUAUUUUAUGCGGAAUAUCAAAAUGUCAAUACCACAGGACUGUCUUCUCAAGGCUUAUUAGUGUUUGCCGAGUUGAUUUCUGCAAUUAAGAGGACACUAGCACGCCUCCUGGUUAUUAUUGUGAGCUUGGGCUAUGGCAUUGUGAAACCCCGUUUAGGAACAGUUAUGCAUCGAGUGAUUGGACUGGGUGCUCUUUACUUCAUUUUUGCAGCUAUUGAAGGCAUUAUGAGAAUUAUUGGGGUAAAAAGUGGCAACUUUUUAAAAAUUGUUUUUAAGACAUGUUAUACUUUGUCAAAUCUUUUGGGUCCUAACCAUGUAGCUGUUCUCAUUUGUGACAUUAUUUUAGCCAUUAUUGACUCCAUUUUUGCAUGGUUCAUAUUUGUAAGUUUGGCACAAACAAUGAAGACGCUUAAACUAAGGAAGAACACAGUGAAAUUUUCACUCUAUAGACACUUCACAAAUACUUUGAUUUUUGCUAUAUUGGCUUCUAUAAUAUUUAUGAUAUGGACAACUAAAAAGUUUAGAUUAGCAGAAUGUCAGUCUGAUUGGAUGGAACUCUGGGUUGAUGAUGCAUUUUGGAGAUUCCUUUUCUCUCUCAUUCUUCUAGUAAUAAUGUUUUUAUGGAGACCAUCAGCAAAUAAUCAAAGAUAUGCCUUUACACCCUUAAUAGAUGAUUCAGAUGAUGAAAUUGAAGAAUUCACUGUGGUAUCUGACAAUUUUGCUGAAGGCAUAAAGUUAAGAGCUUCAAAAACUGUUUCCAAUGGAACAGCCGUACCUGCUUCUUCUAAUAGUGUUGAUGAAGAUUUGAAGUGGGUAGAAGAAAAUAUUCCUUCCUCCUUUACAGAUGUAGCUCUUCCAGUGUUAGUGGACUCAGAUGAGGAAAUAAUGAUGACCAAAUAUGAAAUGUCAGAAAGAAUGUUAUCUUCGGAAAAGAUAAUGUGAUUAGAGCCUGCAUAAAUGAAGCCUAGUUAAUGGCAAAGAAUUAUUCUUAUCCGAGCCCUAAGAAAUCUUCACCAGCUAUGCAUAUAUGUUUAUAUGUAUUGUUAGUGUCCAGCCAUCUGGCCUUUUUGUUUUGCAUACAUGACACAUCUAUUUCCUAAUUCUCUGCUGUUUUGGGCUGCCCCAUACCCCCACCACCCCCAUAUCUGGAAUGCCUGUCUUCCUUCAGUCAUCUCUACUAAAGAGUAUUUGGUUUUCUUCAAGAUUCAGCUCAAGCUCAAGCACUACCUGCUACAAAAGGCCUUUCCUGGCCAUCUCUCCCUCCCAGCUACGAGUGCCUUCCUCCUAAAUUGUAUCCCUUUUGUGGGUAUAUAUAUAUAUAUAUAUAUAUAUAUAUAUAUAAAUAUAUGUAUUUAUAUGUGUUGAUGUUUGUGUGUGUGUUGUAUAUGUUACCUCUGAAGAAUGUAAACUCUUUGAGGGCAGGGACUGUUAACUUUUUUUUGUUUUUUAAAUCCAUAGCACCUAACAAGUUGCUUAGUGCAUACAAGGCAUUUAAUGCUUGUUGACUGGGUUUGUUUUGGGGGGGUUGAUGUUAUAUUAUCAUGGAAGAUAUACAUAUUCAUAUGAAGUGCUCUGGUAUUGGGAAGGAUUUUAUUUUUUUUAAAAGAUGGCUCUUAAUGUUUCUUAAGUGUCAAUUAGUUUGCUCUAGUUUUGGAAGCAAUUUAAAGUAUUACUUAUAAAAAGUGCAUAAAAAUCUAUCCUUGCCUAGUGGAUACUAUGUAUGCACUGUUUUGAGACAAUUUUCUUUGGAGUAAAAGUUUGGGGUUUCAAGAUAACUAUUUAUUUUUUAAAUUUUCAUACAAAUGCUCCUACUGUUCUCUGACACUUUUUUAGAAAGAAUGUGAGUCUUCUGUGGUAUUGCACAACUGUAUUUGUUCUCCUGAGUUUAUACUUUAUUAUUUGACAUUUUUCUUUUUUGUAUAUAAAAACAAUUCUAUAUUAAGUAAAAUUUGGGUAAAGUUGAAGUGCAAAUAUGUUUAUAUUUCUUGAUUUUGCUCUUUUGUUUAAAACAAAAGGAUAUUUUAAAUAAUUAUUUCUAAUAGAAUAAAAAUACUUAAUCUGUUUUAUUCUUUAAGACUGGGGAUGGUACAAGUAUUAUGUCAUUUCUGGUUUAGAGGGGUGAAAACCUGCUCUCCACUUCCAUUUGGAUUUCCAAAGCUAGUUAUACCAUCUCCAAAAAAUCACUCAGCUAUUUUUAUCAUUGUGUAAAUUAGCAUAUUGAAAAUUCAGUUUAGGGUGAUCAUAAAUAGCCCUAGAUAGCCAAGAUACUCAUAUUUAGGACCCAGGAAGCAAGUAGGCUGAGUGGUCACUUGAAACAUCUGCUUAUAUAUAUAUGAAGAAAGAGUAUACGCUACUGCUAUGGCUUUAUAAAAGACAGCUAGUCCAUGCUGUGGAGAAAGUAAUCAGACUUAAUAUGCUUGAGUUUCUAAGGAAAGAACCACCUCAUUUGUCCAUAUAACUUUGACCUCAUUUUCUGUUCUGACAAAUAUUGUGACAUCCCAUGGCUGAAUUUCUCAUUAUUAACUUUCUGAGUGUUGAAGCUUUCAAUCUCUAUCCUCAAUCAUUUUCAUAUGAUGAUUUUUAUGUAUUCAUAACUUGACAUCCUAAUGCAUACUUUCACAUUUUUAGUUUUGAUAUCUUUUUAUAAAAUAUAAAAUGUCCUAAACAUUAAUGUAAAGUGAAUAGUGAUCCGAUGAAAAUGUGAAUCAUCCACAAAUGCUAUUAAAUGCUGCUUUCAUAACCAAAGAAGGAGAAGGUUUUAAGUGGAAUUUAGAAUGAAAGUAUUUUAACUUGAUCUGUUUAUCUCUUGAAGGAGCUCUAUUGACCUGGUGAUUUUAGAAGUUAUUUAAGAAAAUGUAAGGAAACUAGCUUUAAAAAUCUUAACAAUAGCAGAUAUUUCUGGAAUUUUGUGGGAAGCUGAAAAAUUUUCCUUUUAAAAAUUCACUUAAAUCUUCUUAUUUGCCACUUUCAAGCUUGUGUAUAAGGAAGAUUAAUUCUUUUAUGUUUGUGAUUUUGGCAAAACGACCUCUGGUAUUCAUCAAAUAAAUGAAAGGACUUUCUUUGAAUAUAGGCCCAAUAAUUUAAAAUGCUUUAGGGGCAUGCCAUUGCUUUGGGAUGUAGGUUUUAGAAUGAAAAUGCUAAAAUAGGGCUGUGAACUUUCCACCAUGCAUAAGGUAAAUUUGUUCAUCACAAAAAUGAUACUUAAACAAAUGUAUUGGAUUCAAGUGUUUAAACACAGACAUGCAUAGGACAAAAAUACUUGGCCCCAAAAUUACCCUUAUUCAAAACUAUAUUUGUCCUAUGCAUGCCUCAUUGUCUUUCAGUUUCAGUUUGUUUUGCCAAACUCAGUUGAUUUUCUACUUUCUGGUUCCUAGCUCUUUACAUUGAAUACCUUUCGGUCCUGGGGGAAGGGGGAGUGGUGGUAGAGAUAACUGUCUAUUGUACUAUCCUGGUGGAAUUUGAAAAUUAAACGUUCUAGGUUACUUGGCUAUAAUAGCUAUGGGGUGGUGGUAGUGAUGAUGCUCAUUGUGAAUUAUAGGGAAAACUACCUCUGAAGCAACCUGACCUCUUUCCCUCCUUAAUGUUUGUAAGAGUACAUCCUUUUCCUUCUGUAAUCAAAAUCAUUUAAAAAGUGUUCUGACUCACUCUUUUCUCCCCACCCUCAGAGAAAGCAGUAUAUAUCUCUUCCCACUUGCCUCCAUUGGGGUGCAAUUUUACAUACAUGCUAUGAGAGUUUAUAUUUUUCAGGGGAUGGUGCUGGUUAGUAGAGCAGAAGCGAAAACACAGUUAUUGGCAUAGGUGAACUAUAAGAUUUAUGACAUAGAUUUCCGUAUUCAUCAUCAUUAAUAGGCUGAGAAUUUCUUUAAGAAGCUUCUAAGUAGCCUCAUACUUAAGAGGGCUUCAGAAGUUAGGUGGAAUACUAGACAUUAUAGCUUAUAGUGAAGCAGUUUGAGGAGAGAUUGUGUGGAGGGUCUUUAUAAAUGUUAGGACUAUUGAUAACUGUUUUAGUUGCUAUUGCCUAUGGCUGUCUCAGCCUGUGCCUUAUGGGAUAAGAUAGAGCCCUCUUUUUAACUCCUAAGAAAGCACUUUUUGAUCAGGUAAAAGGAGAUAACUUAUUAUUCAACUAGUCUUAUUAACUGCCUAUUAAAGAGAGAAUCUAAAGAAGUGUUGAUAUGGAUUCUUAUAUUUUGUCCUAUAUGACUGCCUCCUUACAGAAAAACAUUUAGAACAAAAAAGUGAUAAUUAUUGCUUUGAGUUAGAGUAAUGUAUAUUUUAUUUAAAGGCAAUGUGUUCACUUAGUUGAUCCAAAACCUAACUUUGUAUUAUUAAAUAGAUUGGUGGACAGAAUCUUCUAAGCCCUGUUGUUAUUGCAUAUAGCUUUUAAAGAAUAUAGCCUCAUAGGGACCCAGAAUAUUUCCUCUAUAAUACAAAAAAGUUGUUGCUGAUUGAUGAAUAGUAUUUGCUGUAUUUUUGUACCAUUGUAAUGUUAAGACUUUGUAUAUAAAUAUGCAUAUGAGGUUGAAAAUUUUAUAUCCUAUAUCCUGAAAAAAAUUUGGUCUUUUGUACCAGACUACAGUUGACAUUUUAGUUGGAGAAUGUUAUGCUAGAUUAUUAAGUUAAUACUUGUGAUUCCUUUUGGUAAUUAAGACCAACCAAGUAGCAAUAGAAAACACAGUAAGCCUUAAAUUAAAAAAGAAAGAAAUCAAUUUAGCCACUUGGUUAAAGUUCCAAAAAUAUCAUAUGUACAUGUGUAGUAAAAUGAGUUGUGGUUUUGUUUUUGUUUUGUUUUUCUUGUUUGUUAUUAAGGGAAUGAAUGUUUUUAAAUAUGUGAGGGCAAUACUGCAUUGAGUUGGUGCAGUUUUCUAAAAUUAGGGGAAUUUCAUUUGAGAAUGAGGUUAAGUUGGGGAUGACAUUUGAUAUUAUGAUCUUUUUGUAAUUAAAGAGUGAAUGAUGUCUUCAUAGAAAGUUUAUUUUGGGAGCAAUUUGUCCUGAACAUAGGAAACAACCAUUUGAAGAAUUUUCAUUACUUGAAAAAUUGAUGUAUUACUGUGCCUUAAUGUUUGUUCUGACUUUUAAUAAAAUCAUUUUUGAAAUUCUGAA
Messenger RNA from Monodelphis domestica (gray short-tailed opossum), 6020 nucleotides. It is a transcript of the gene TMEM87B, whose product is annotated as transmembrane protein 87B. Gene Ontology annotation, biological process: retrograde transport, endosome to Golgi. The record is from RefSeq and is a predicted model, not a curated record. Gene Ontology annotation, cellular component: Golgi cisterna membrane; Golgi apparatus. NCBI's taxonomy places the organism in Eukaryota, Metazoa, Chordata, Mammalia, Didelphimorphia, Didelphidae.